This is a messenger RNA of Calliphora vicina (urban bluebottle blowfly), 2639 nucleotides long. RefSeq names its product engulfment and cell motility Ced-12 (gene Ced-12). The transcript is spliced from 3 exons. Gene Ontology annotation, cellular component: plasma membrane. The record is from RefSeq and is a predicted model, not a curated record. Bases 110 to 2275 code for a protein of 721 amino acids. Gene Ontology annotation, biological process: actin filament organization; cell motility. NCBI's taxonomy places the organism in Eukaryota, Metazoa, Arthropoda, Insecta, Diptera, Calliphoridae.
UUUGGUGUUUUUUUUAACAGUCAGCGAAAAAUAUAAAAAUCUCAAAAUUAUACAUAAAUCCAGUUAAGUUAUUUAUAUUUCACUUGUCUAAAAUAAAAUAAGCAACAAUAUGAUACCAAAAAAGAUGCCUGUAAAGGAUGCUCACAUAGUGAAAAUUGCCGUGGAGUAUGAAAAUCAUUUAGCACAAUUGAUAAAUUUGGAUCAGCGUCAACCUCUAACUGGAAAAAUUCAAGAAAUCUGCAGUUGCUGGGGUAUUGUUGAUCCCGAGAACUAUGCUUUACAAUUUUGCGAAGCUAACUAUUUGAAAUAUGUUACGGAAAAAAAUCGCAAUGAAAUCAAAAAUGGCUCUGUAUUACGUCUCCAAUAUUCGCCCUCAAAAACAGCCAAUGAUACGCUGGAAACAUUGCGCGCCGGUUCACCAUGUGUCAAAGGUGACUGUUUGGAAAAAUUAUCUUCGCUUUCGGUAGACGUAACAUUUGCUUUGGAAUUUAUAAAAGAACAAGGUCUGGGCAUAAUUAUUAGCAUGAUUGAAGAGCCUUCGGAAAAGGAGGAUAAAAUACUUAUACACAGUUUAAAAAGUUUCGUCGAACUUAUGGAACAUGGAACGGUAUCGUGGGAAAUUUUACAAAAUAGUUUUGUACAGCGUAAUAUUUAUAUUGUAAGAAAUUUUCAAAAUUUUCUCAAAUGUACCGAAAGUGCUCUAUCUAAUUUAGAAAAUAUUGUACAGAAUAGUACAAAAUAUACGUUGGUAGAGCAAGAGGUGACCUUGCAAGAUCUAUUGAGAUUAUUGCAAGAUGCCAAUUCGUCGGUUAUCAUACAAAAUGCUAUAGCCUUAAUAAAUGCUCUAUUUAUGAAAGCGGAUGAGGGUAGAAAGCGUCAAAUUGCCCACACAAUUAGUGCUAAACAAUAUCGUUUGGCUUUGAUUGGUAAUGUAACAAGCACCGAGAUGACCCACCAAUUGUAUGUUUUGCAAACUUUAACUUUGGGUUUGUUGGAGCAACGUAUGCGCAUGAAAAUCAAUGCCCAGGAUCAGGAUGCCCACGAAAAAAUCAAAGAGUUGCGUAAAAUAGCAUUUGAUGAAUAUUCCGAUCUUAUGAGUGGCAUGGGAGGGGGUGGAGGUAAUUGUUCGGGUACGGGUAAUGUCAACUUUGCACAAUAUUACAAAAAGUUGGGUUUCAAAUGUGACAUUAAUCCGGCCCAAGAUUUUAUUGAAACACCACCGGGAAUUUUGGCUCUGGAUUGUAUGAUUUAUUUUGCACGCAACUUCGCGCAGCAGUAUAGGAAAAUUGUGCACGAUAAUUCGUGUCGUGGUGAUGAGCAUGAAUGUCCUUUCGGUCGUACAUCCAUUGAAUUAGUUAAGUUGCUGUGUGACAUUCUACGCAUCGGCGAAUCGCCAUCCGAUCAGUCGGUCGAUUUUCAACCCAUGUUCUUUACACACGAUCAUCCAUUUGAGGAAUUCUUUUGCAUUUGUAUUAUGACCCUAAAUCGUACCUGGAAGGAUAUGCGCGCCACGGGCGAAGAUUUUCUAAAGGUGUUUAGUGUUGUGCGUGAACAAAUAACACGUACGUUAAAGCAACGUCCGGAUAAUCUAGAAGAUUUUCGGGGUAAAAUAGCUCACUUUACGUAUCAGACAAUUACGAAUUUACGCCAGCAGGAGAGAACCUCCAAAGAGGAAUGUGAUUCGACUGCCUCGGCUAUAGUUAAAUUGAAGGAGAAAAUAUCGCCACAUAUUUUGGACUUGAUAAAACAACAAAGACUGGCAUUUUUAGUGGAAGGUACCCGAUUCUCGAAAUAUUCACGUGGCGCACGUUCAAAAGAUAAAUUUUGGUACGCACGUCUCUCGCCAAAUCACAAAGUCAUACACUAUGGUGACUGUGACGAAAAGACAAUACCAACCCUUGAAGAACUUUCCAAUAAAGUAUCAGUUGUUGAUAUCAAACAAUUAUUGGAGGGUAAAGAAUGUCCCCAUAUGAAAGAAAUACGCACACGCAAAUCUGCGGUUAAUUUGGCAUUCUCCAUAACAUUUGACAGCAUGGAUCAUUCAACAUUGGAUUUUGUGGCGCCCGAUGAAAUUGUAUUCUACUACUGGACCGAUGGCAUCAAUGCACUUUUGGGUCAAGAAAUGGUUAGUAAACAGAAAAAGGAAGAUUUUGAUACCCUACUCUCCAUGGAAAUCAAACUGAGAUUGUUAGAUACGGAGGGGGUUGAUAUUAGCAAGGAUCCACCACCCGUACCAGAAGAUCCCGAAAAUUAUGAUUUUUGUUUUGAAAAUUAAGUAUUAUAUACACAUAUAUAUUCCAACAGGUACAUUUUAAUCUCCAAUUUUUUAUUAGUCUCGCAUUAAAAUAUGUAUGUUAAAAAAUAAAAUUGAAAAGCCAAAGUUAUUCUAAAAGUAUUUAAACAAACGCACAUACUGCAAAUAAAUCAUUAUAAUCAAUGUCUUUUUUCUACUGUUAUUUUAUACAAUAAAUAAAUUUAUAUAUAUUUUAUAUUAUAUAUAAAAUCUUCAUUAUAUUAACAAUAUUAAGACACAAAUAUGUAUAAUGUUCAUAUGUGCAAUUUUCAUUUCCAACGAAUUAAUUUUAAAAAAAAUUAUACUAUAUGUAUUGAAAUGUUUUGUAAUAAAACAAAUAAAAAUA